This is a messenger RNA of Penicillium griseofulvum, 22005 nucleotides long. Its product is annotated as AMP-dependent synthetase/ligase. The record is from RefSeq and is a predicted model, not a curated record. The coding region runs from base 1 to 22005 and encodes 7334 amino acids. Gene Ontology annotation, molecular function: phosphopantetheine binding; catalytic activity. The transcript is spliced from 7 exons. Lineage: Eukaryota; Fungi; Ascomycota; Eurotiomycetes; Eurotiales; Aspergillaceae.
AUGGACAAAGUCCACCUGGAGAAGGUUAUGUCUUCCACCAACUCUGACAAUGUUAAGGCUGAGGUCGGACCUCCAGCUAUCUCUGUCUAUGAAGUAUCCGACACUGAAUCCGAAUCCAACGACCACGAGGCCUUCAAAUGGCUUGCCAUUAAUUAUCCUAGCCUCGGUAUGGAUGAUGUGGAAAGUGUAUACCUCUGCACACCGAUGCAGGAGGCUAUUCUGGUGAGCCAGACACAAGGCACGAAUGACUACAUCAUCCAAGCUUCAAUGGCUGUGCAUUCAUUGAAUGGAUAUCCAAUGGAUAUAAAGCGGCUGGAGAUGGCGUGGACCAGUAUCGUGCAGCAGUCGUCGAUCUUGCGUACUGUCUUUGUGCCAUCGACAUCAGGCAAAAGUUUGUUCUGGCAGGUCGUACUGAAGACAGUUGCGACAGAUAUUCGACAAAUCGACAAUGAAUCGCCUGAAUCCUUCUUUGCACAGCAGCCGGAGUGGGAAAACGGACGCAUUGCUCCUCACCGGCUGACGUGCUGCAAAACUCCCGACGGACCUGAUUAUGUCAAGGUUGAGCUGCAUCACGGUAUUGCGGACGCUGUCGCCAGCUUGACAAUUUUCCAAGAGCUUAUGCGCCUUUACGACAAUCCUCAAUCAGAGCUCCGUGGACCAUCAUUCCAUCAGUUUUUGCAACACCUCGACAAUACAUCGACGGAUGGCAAGCUCGAACACUGGAAAAACUUUCUGCACAAAGCACAGCCCUCCAUAUUUCCACGACUGCAAGUUGGUGAGCCCCCUCAACGGCCUGACAAGAGACAGAAGCUUGAUGUGACCCUCCCCCGUCAGGGCAUUUUUGGACUAGUCUCCAGCUCCCCUGUCAGCUUCUCUAUGUUCUUCCAUGCCGCUUGGUCUGUUCUACUACGCGCAUAUCUCGGCCGUGACGAUGUCAUGUUUGGCUAUAUCUCGUCUGGGCGUCACAAGGUUCCUCUUCCCAACGUAUCUGAAGCUCUUGGUCCUUACAUCAGCAUCAUGGUCAACAGAGCUCAAAUUGAAGGAUCCUCAACAUUAGUGCAACUUGCCAAUGAGCUGAAGAAGAACGUUUCCAACAAUCUUGCACAUGAGCACUGCUCUCUUGCAAGCAUUCAGCAGCAAAUGAAAUCAAAUGGAGGUCUGUUCAAUACCUUGGUAGACGUCCAAAGACGCCCCAAGCUCACGCAGACAUCCUCCGAAAUCUACCUCGACCUUGUACAUGUCCACACAGUCUCAGAGUAUGAUAUUGUGCUCAAUGUGGAGGACACCGGCAGCGAGUUGUUGGCCAAAUUUGACUAUGCAGCCAGACUGUUGAGCAAGCCAGACGUCGAAAACCUGGCGAGCUGUUUUCUCUCUAUCGUUGAUUUAUUCUUGAAGAGCCCUGAGGGUAGGAUCCACGAGAUGGAGCUCUCCAGUUCUCUUCAUCGAACUCAAAUCCUGGAAUGGAAUGGCUCUCCUCUCACUGUUGCUUCUGCCUGUGCCCAUGAUCUUAUAGAGGCUGAAGCUGCCCGUCACCCUGAUGCAGAGGCUCUAUGCUCCCUUGAAGUCUCGUUGACAUAUCAAGAGCUCAGCCACCUCAGUGAAAGACUGGCAAAAUAUUUAAUUUCUGCCGGUGCUGGACCAGGGAGUCUGAUUCCAUUUUGCAUGGAAAAAUCUCCCUGGGCGAUUGUCACGAUGCUUGCCAUUAUGAAAUGCGGUGCCGCCUUUGUCCCAGUUGAUCCGGCUGCUCCUCCAAGCCGCAUGAAUGGUAUUAUCUCGGACACAAAUGCUAAGUUAAUUGUUACCUCGCAUGCUGCAUUACCACCACUCGCAGAUAUUACGAAGGAACCACGGCUUGUUGUUGUGGACGAGGCCUUGUUGGGCACAGUGCAAACUGCACCAGAAUUGCUAUUCAAUCUCCCAAUCGUUGGAUGUCAAGAGGCAGCAUAUGUUCUCUUUACAUCGGGCUCUACUGGCAAACCCAAAGGAGUCGUAGUGCCCCACCAGUCGCUGUGCUCCAGUAUGUACCGCCACGGGCCAGCGCUGGGAAUAAAUCAGACGACUCGCUCGCUCCAAUUCUCCUCAUACACCUUCGAUGCGGUCAUCGCAGAGGUAUUAACGGUACUAUUGCAUGGUGGUACUGUCUGUGUGCCGUCGGAAGCCGAUCGCAUGAAUAACAUUGCUCACGCCAUUAACGAGAUGAGCGUCAAUUGGGCGAUGCUAAUGCCAACCUUUGUUCGACUCCUCGACCCAUCCUCAAUUAUGACCCUACGUACACUAGUGCUUGCCGGUGAAGCAGUCGAUAGGGAUUGUCUGGAUACUUGGAUUGGAAAGGUUAACCUAUUCAAUGGUUAUGGACCGACGGAGACAUGCGUCGUGUGUGUUGCUACGUGUUUCUCAGAAGAUCCAACCACAUCCCAUGACAUUAUAGGGAAGCCGGCAGGUUGCAGAGCCUGGAUUGUCAACCCGACAGAUCACAAUAUUCUUUGUCCAGUUGGUACAGUUGGAGAACUUAUCAUUGAAGGACCUAACGUCACCCAAGGCUACCUCGGUGACCCGGAGAAAACCUCCAAGUCUUUCAUCGAUGCGCCAAAUUGGUCAUCGGAGUUCUUCCCGCAUUUAUCCCAGAGACCAUUCCGCUUCUACAAGACCGGGGACUUGGUACGGCAAUUGAGUGACGGUUCUCUCAAGUUCAGCGGUCGUAUCGACAGUCAGGUCAAGGUGAACGGUCAACGGCUCGAGCCAGGAGAAAUCGAGCAUCACGCCUUGCUGAGUAACUUUGUCAUGCAGAUCUUAGUUGAUGUGCCAAAGUCAGGGAAAUUGCGCGGUCGUUUGGUUGCUGUUCUAGUGCUGCAGAAUACCCAUGCCGCUGGUGAUGCAUCCUCAUUGCAGCUGGUGGCAGAAGAGUACUGGGCUUCCGCAACCGGUCUACUGGCUCAGCUGUGCGACAAAUUGGAGUCUACUUUACCUGCAUACAUGGUUCCAAAAACCUGGAUCCCAGUCCAGCAAGUUCCACUUUUGCCAUCUGGCAAGAUGGACCGCCGAGGGAUCAAAGAAUGGUUGGUAGACAUGGACACCUCAACAUUCCAGCAAAUAUCCGAUCUGCAGAGUAUCGAAUCGGGGACUCCGUACAACUCGGAAGAAGGAAUAUUCUCAGAUGAAACAGCCAGGCAAAUGCGGACGAUAUGGUGCGAUGUUCUAAAUGUGCCAGAGCAAAAAAUUGGGGCUCGACGGCCCUUCUUAGCUUUUGGGGGCGAUUCCAUCUCGGCCAUGCGAGUCGUAUCGAAGGCUAGAUUAUAUGGUCUCACUGUUUCCGUUCGAGACAUACUUAAAUAUGGGACAAUCAAUGACCUUAUGCCCUAUGUUCGGCGGAUCGAUAGUUCCCAGCAAGCUUCCCGAAGGCCGCAGCAGGUUGAAGGAACUCCCUUUGCUCUGACUCCCAUUCAGAUGUUGCACUUGGAUGCAGUUCCCAGGGGUACAAAUCACUUCAACCAAAGUUUCUUGCUGAAAUUGAAGCAACCGACUGAGCCGGAUGCGAUCCAACGUGCUGUCAGUUCUCUGGUUCGCAAGCAUUCCAUGCUACGAGCCCGUUUCUGCAUACAAAGUGAUGGAAAAUGGUGGCAGACAAUCACAGACAGCCAAGAAUGGCGAUUCAACGUGGUACAGAGCCAGGAAUCAGAAUCACUCAAUCUGCUAAUUCCUCUCUUCAUGGCAAGCCAAAAGUCGUUGAAUAUUGAGCAUGGUCCUGUUUUAUCCGUCGACCUAGUUGCCCUUGGAGGCGAAAGGCAGUACCUGUAUAUGGUCGCACAUCACCUAGUGAUAGACCUAGUAUCCUGGCGUACUCUCUUCGAUGAGUUAGAGGACGAACUGCGGUCGCAAAAGUCCUUAUCCCCUAUCCCUCCUUCCUUCCAGAACUGGGCCUUUGCGCAAUAUGAACAAGCUGCCAAAUUUCGAGCUCCUGAUGUUCUACCCUACAAGCCUCACGCCCCUAAUUUUGAGUACUGGAACAUGUCAGGUAGACCCAACUUGUAUGCAAAUGUGACAUCGAAAACAUUUUCCCUCGACGAUGAAACAACAUCCAUUCUCAUGGGAGCAGCUAACAACGGCUUGCGUACUCAGCCCGUUGAGCUCGUCAUGGGGAUCAUCCUGCACGCUUUCCAUACAGUAUUCUCAGACCGUUCCGUUCCCACACUUUGGACUGAGACGCACGGUCGCCAGGGUUGGUCUGAUGAUCUUGAUCUUGAUGUUUCUCGAACUGUGGGCUGGUUUACGUCCAUUUAUCCCAUCUGUGUUAAUUCUGAUGGAUGCACUGAUGUCCUGCAAACCAUCCGACGGGUCAAGGACGCAAAACGCAACAUUCCUAAUCACGGUCUGGAUUACUUCACCAGUAGGUAUCUGGAUAAGACAGGCAGGGAACUUUUUCAGAGCGAUAAGGACAUGGAAAUUCUGUUCAACUACCAAGGCCUCUACCAACAGCUAGAGCGCGACGACUCACUGCUGUCCAAUGUCUCCAGAUCUAAGUUCGACUUUCCAUCUGAUGUUGCUGAGGAUGUCCCGCGACUAUCUCUGAUUGAUAUCUUCAGUGGUGUUGAGAAUGGUACUUUUACAGUUACGUUCACUUGGUCGCCAGAUAUGGCCCGGCAAGAGGACAUUAAGAGCUGGGUUACUGACUGCGAGUCCUUGCUGCAAUACGUUGCUCGCAGCACUGUCAAAGAGCCACUCGCAUCUCUAAGUGACUACCCCUUGCUACCUUUCACCUACCUGGAACUCGACAACUCGUUGCAAAAUCUCACUCGGCAAUGGAGCCUGACAAGUUUGGACGAAAUCGAAGAUAUAUACCCUUGUUCUCCAAGUCAAGAAGGUAUCAUCGUCAGUCAGAUUCGUCAGCCAGCAAGAAAUUUGUACAACUUUGAGACUACCUGGAAAGUCACCUCGCGAUCUGGCACGCCUUUGGACGUCGACCGACUUGAAGCUGCAUGCUGUACUGUGAUUCAACGCCAUCAGAUCCUACGAACCGUCUUCUGCGAGACCGAUGUGGCGGAUGCCCCAUUUUUCCAGGUUGUGCUCAAAAACGCUGCCAUCCUCGGUCUUCCGCUGUCUCGUUCUAACAUUCAUCCUGGGGAUCUCAUCAUCCCAGCGCCUAAUAUCUUGAGCUCCCAUCGUUUCCCGUAUCACUGGACACUAUGUGAAACUUCAGAUGGGGUGUACUUUAAGUUCGUCAUUAACCACUGCCUGCUUGAUGGCUCUUCUCUGGGUCUAUUGGUACAAGAUAUAUACUCUGCAUACGAUAACAUCCAACUUUCUGCAGCCCCCCUGUACAGCAGCUUCAUCGGACAUUUGCUCGGAAACCCCACUGAUGCCUCAUAUACAUUCUGGAAUCGUCGCCUGGACGAUGUUGGUUGUUGUCAUUUCCCAACAUUGGCUGGGGAGGGACCUACAGAAGUUUCCUUCGACCGUGUCGACAUCCCUUUCACCAAGGAUCAGGUCGAUGGAAUACGAAAACUUUGUCGGGAGCUCGGAGUCACCCUGGCCACUACCAUGAGUGCUAUCUGGGCACUGGUUUUGCAGGCUUAUAUUGGGAACGACGCGCAGACCAUUUGUUUUGGAUACAUGGCAUCGGGCCGAGAUGUUCCACUCUCUGGUGUGCAUGAGAUGAUGGGCCCUCUUCUGAAUAUGCUGGUACAAAGAGUGGACUUCAAUCCACUGAUGAGCGUUUCAGAAUUGCUGACGCAAGUUCAUAAUAGCGUCGUAGCCAGUAUCCCUCAUCAGCAUUGUUCGUUGGCCAAGAUUCAAAGCAGCAUGGGCCUCAAGGGUGAAACACUAUUCAACACCUUGGUCAAUGUGCAGAAGCGCACAAAGACAGACCUCACUCAAUCCGAACAGCCAAUUCAAAUGAUCAUUACAGAUUACCAUGAUCCUGCUGAGUUCGAUCUCAUUGUCAAUGUGGUGGACACAUCUGAGGAAGUAACUGCGAAUCUGCACUUCUGGAACUCUUGUAUCGCUAUGUCACAAGCCCAUGAUGUGAAAGAAACAUUCCUGAAGGUCGUGGACUCGUUUCUACAAAGUACCUCCACGCCUGUUACCCAGGUGGAUCUGCUCGCUGAGCACCACCGUCGCCAGCUUCUGGAGUGGAAUCCAGUUAUACCGCAUUCUGUCGAUUCAUGUCUUCACCAUUUAUUUGACGCACAGGUUGCCCAUCGUCCCGAUGCCCCGGCUGUUUGUACCACAGGCUCAGAGGGAAAUUGGACAUAUACCGAGCUGGACGACCUUGCGAGUAGACUGGCCAGUCACCUCUCAUCCCUGGGAGUAGGGCCAGAGGUGACGGUGCCAUUUUGCUUUGAUAAGUCGCCAUGGACAGUAGUGGUUAUUCUAGCUACAUUGAAGGCUGGAGGUGCUUGCCUUGCUUUGGACCCGCUAUAUCCAAUUCAAAGAUUGCAUCACAUGAUUGACAUGACAAAGGCAACUGUUGUUGUCACUCAGGAACACCACGCAGACAAAUUCCGAGACGUUCAAUCUCUGUCAAUUAUUUCUGUCACCCCCGGAUUAUGGGACCGCCUUGAGUCUCGCUCGCUCUCCGGUCAUCCGGUCAAACCAAAUAACGCUGCGUUUAUCAAUUUUACCUCAGGGAGUACCGGCGUGCCUAAAGGCAGCGUGCUCGAACACAGAUCUAUUUGCUCUGCAUUGUGGCACCAUCAUAAGCUAGAUCCUGUGGGAAAAGACACUCGCGCAUUACAGUUCUGCUCCUAUACAUUUGAUGCGAGUUUUGCUGAGAUUCUCCUCACCCUGUGCUAUGGUGGAUGCCUUUGUGUUCCAACUGAGGAUGAGCGUAUGAACAGACUUGAAGCAACAAUUACAGAUCUUGAUAUCAACUGGGCGUAUCUCACUCCAACAGUCACCGGGCUUCUAGACCCCACUCAAGUACCGAGUCUCAAGACAUUAUGCCUCGGUGGUGAGCCUGUACUAGACAGCUUAGUGCGCAAGUGGCUUCACAGGGUACGAAUUAUCGCCACUUAUGGUCCCUCCGAGUGCUCUAUUGCGAUAUCCCGCUCUGAGGUGCAAAAGUUCGGUAAUGGGCAGCUGGGCCCAGCCUCUGGUGCACUACUCUGGAUUGUCGAUUCUAUGAAUCCUGACAGAUUAGUACCCAUUGGGUGUCCUGGCGAGCUGCUAAUAGAAGGCCCUCUGGUGGGCCGCGGCUAUCUCCAACAAGACCACAAUGAUGCAAGUUUUGUCGUGGAUCCCCAGUGGGCCAAGUCGUUCCCAAUCGCUGGUCUCCCGUCUGUUGGUCGCAGGAUGUACAAAACAGGUGAUAUUGUUCGCUUUGUGGAGGAUGGGUCAAUGGUGAUGCUGGGGAGAAAGGAUGCACAACUCAAGAUCCACGGACAGCGCGUUGAUCUUGACGAGGUUGAGCACCAUCUUACCGUGGAUAGCGAGAUUCGACAUGCGGCAUGUCUCCUUCCUAAGGGUGGUACUUUUGCCGGCAAACUCACGGCAGUUGUCUCCACAAUGGAACUUGCCGAUGCUACAUUUGGAGUCGUCAACAAUGGCAUGGAGGUGAUGCAAGGUCCAGACACACAAAGCCGAGUAUUGAAACUACGAUCUUGUCUCGAAGAAAGAGUACCUGUAUACAUGAUUCCCCGCGUCUGGGUAAUGGCCAAAACAGUCCCAGUGACAUUUAACGGCAAGCUCAACCGCCGGGCAUUGCUCCACAUGCUCGAGACAGUUGAUAAAGAUACAUACGAGGCUAUUCUGUCUAUCGACAAAGAGGUUAUUCAGACUACCGGUAUGAGUGCCAUGGAGGAGCAACUGCGCGAUGCUUGGGCCCAUGUUCUCAAUAUCCCUAAAAGCCAUAUCAGCCCCAGUCGAUCUUUCUUCAGCCUCGGUGGUGACUCAAUUUCGGCUAUCCAAGUAUCCGCUCGCCUUCGUGGCCAGGGCAUUGGGCUUUCUAUGCACGACAUCAUGCAGUACCGCUCAAUAACUGAGAUUGCCAAAUAUGCUCGGCGUGUCCAAGUCUCGCCUGUGGCUCUUGCAGACGAGUCCCUGGGAACUUUGUUCCCCCUGUCCCCCAUUCAGAGAUCUUACUUUACUAACAUGCCUACAGAACAGGAUCGGUAUAACCAAAGCUUCAUGCUUCGCAUAAAACGGCCCAUCGAGAGUGCAACUCUCUUGCAGGCCCUUAAAGCCAUUGUUUCUCGCCAUUCCAUGCUUCGUGCACGCUUCAAGCAGAACGACGAUGGACAGUGGGCGCAGGUUGUCACAGAUGAGGUGGAGUCCUCACUGAUAUUCAAUGUAACACCCGACAUGCAGUCCCUUUACGACACGGAACCAAUCCUUCAAAAGGCUCAAGAUGGUCUUGACAUCAGCAACGGUCCGGUCUUUAGCGCACAACUUCUUGGUCUUCAGGAUGAUAGCUGGUACUUAUGUCUCAUUGCCCACCAUCUCGUCGUUGAUUUGGUAUCAUGGCGAAUCAUUCUCGAGGACCUCGAGCAGGCCCUUGAAUCCACCGGCAUCACAACCCAUACCUCAAUUCCCUUUCAGUCAUGGGUUGGUCUUCAGGUUUCGUACGCUCAGUCAGUCGAUGGGCUAGAGGCUUUGUCACCCCAGAACGUUAUCCAUUCCAAGGUCGAAACCGCAGACUUGAGCUAUUGGGGUGUUCCCGAUGCAAGGUCAUAUGGCACAACUGUGUUCUCGUCAUUUGAGCUUGAUAGCGACACAACAACCGCCCUGCUCGGUGGCGCCAACCAAGUUUUGGAUACUGAACCGGUCGAAAUAUUCAUGGCAGCAGUCCUCAAUGCAUUCCACACCGUGUUCCCACAACGCAAAGUCCCCACUCUUUUCGCCGAGGGUCACGGUCGUGAGCCGUGGAACACAGAUAUCGAUGUGUCCAGAACAGUCGGGUGGUUUACAACGAUGUAUCCCAUUUGCAUAGACCGAAAGUCCGCAGAUCAGUCGCCUGUCUCUACUCUUCGACUAGUCAAGGACGCGUCACGAAAUAUCCCGGCGAAGGGUUGGCGCUAUUUCACCUCCCGACACUUGACUCCCGCUGGUCAGAAAGCCUUUGCUGAACAUGGCACCAUGGAAAUCCUCUUUAACCACCUUGGACAAUACCAACAACUUGAGCGCGAUGAUGCACUUUUCGAGCAGGCAAUACUUCCCUACGAUAUGUUUGACUUUGGCCCCAGCAUCCCUCGGGCAGCAUUAUUCGAAAUAGUCACUGUCGUCGAUAAAGGAAAGCUGAUCUUCAAACUGAGCCAUUCCUCGGAGCUUAAACACCAUGAUAGCAUUCAGCAGUGGGUUCAAGCAUGCAGAAACAGUCUCAUUGAUGCUGGAGACAACCUUCUGCGUUGGAGCUUGAAAAAGCCUUUGCCUACAUUCAGCGACUUCCCACUUCUCGCUAAGCGCUUGAAAUACGAUGAUCUUGAUCGUAUCUUUGAGAAUAUCGGCGCCAAUAUGUCCACUGUUGAGAAUAUAUAUCCAUGCUCUCCGAUGCAGGAGGGGAUACUGAUCAGUCGUACCAGACAGCAAGGUCUUUAUGAUACGUACAAUACUUGGAAACUCGUCCCUCGCUCUGGUUCCGACAGAGUGGAUAAAGCCAAGCUUGGACACGCUAUUGCCCAAGUCAUUUCUCGUCACCAGGCUCUUCGUACGUGGUUCAUUGAGUGCGAAGGUACUACACCUUACGUGCAAGUCGUGUGGAAAGAAGUUGCACCACCGAUUUUCUACAUCGACGCACCAACUGCUCAAGAUUUUAUAGAGCUAAUACCAUCUGGGAACUCAAAUGAUUCAAGUUACUCCAGGCUUGGCUAUCGGUUUAUAAUCUGCGAGCCGGCGGCUGGCGAAACACUUUGUCGCAUGGAAAUAAACCAUGCAUUGAUUGACGGUCUCUCCAUGCAGGUUUUAAUAGGGGAUAUCCUUCGGGCAUACGAUGGUCUAUUGACUGCAGAUUUCAUGACCCCGCGCUAUGGAGACUUCAUAUCCUAUCUCGAAAGCCACUCUAGGGAGGCUGGAUUGGCUUAUUGGACUGGCUUGCUGGAAGAUAUAAAGCCCUGCAGAUUGCCAUCACUUUCCGACACCAAUAGUCAAGCACCCGGCGUGUUCAAACACACACAGUGUGAACUUGGCAGCAGUCUUACCCAGCGGAUUAUCGAAAUUUGCAAAUGUCAGAAUACCACCAUCGCUAGCGUGGUGAGCGCGGUCUGGAGCCUUGUUCUGCGAGCUUAUGUGGGAACAGAUAGCGUUUGCUUUGGGUACAUAUCUUCCGGUCGAGAUGUCCCAGUGCCUCAGGUUGAAUCAAUUAUUGGUCCUCUGAUCACCAUGAUGGUUUCAAGAGUAGACAUCGAUCAACAGAUGCCUAUAUCAGACCUUCUGCAAAAUAUCAAUGCCCGUUUCCUGGAAAGUGUGGCGCAUCAGCAUUGCUCACUUUCCCAAAUCCUGCACGCGACCGGAGAAGGCAGGCAAAGAGGUCAGCUUUUCAACACUAUGGUGAAUGUACAGAAGAGAGGUGCUUCCAUGGCACCAUACUCAGCGACUAUUGGUCUAGAGUUACUGGAUGUUUAUGACCCCAGCGAAUAUGAUGUUUCCCUCGACGUGGAACACAAUGAAGACAAUGUCACUUUAUAUCUUCAUUAUUGGACCAGCUUUUUGUCAGAGGAACAUGCCCAGCUCCUGCACGAUACUGUUCUGCAGGGAUUGAAGUCUCUACUUGAGAACAUCUCGGGUACAGUCGGCGAUAUUACGCUGUUCAGCCAGUCUCAUCGAUCUAGGCUCCGAGAAUGGGCACCAGAGAUGCCACAGGCUGUUGUCUCAUGUGUACAUGACCUGGUCGAGCAAAAGGUCCACGCCCACCCCAAUAAAGAGGCAGUGACCACGUCAAAUUUGUCAAUGACGUACCAAGAACUGGACAGUCUGGCAUCCUGUCUAGCAAGACACCUGGCCUCUUGUGGAGUUGGGCCGGAGGUCAUGGUUCCCUUUUGCUUUGAAAAGUCGCCUUGGGCUGUUGUAGUCAUGUAUGCGAUUCUCAAAGCUGGUGGUGCGUGCGUUGCUCUAUCACCAGAAUAUCCCGACCUCCGACUAGCCAGCAUCAUCGACUCUACUCUGGCAAAAAAUGUAAUCAGCGAUGUCAAACACGCAGAGAGGUUUGAAAAGCUUGUGGAUCAUGUGGUCGCGGUCGAUGGAACGGUAUCAAGAGUCUCUGACAUGCUCCAAUACUUGCAGACUCUUGAUGGUAUCACUACAAAACGCGCCCAUCCUGACAAUACCGCUUUUGUCGCUUUCACCUCUGGUUCCACCGGUACACCUAAGGGAAUCAUUCUAGAACACGCCUCAAUCAGCACCAGCAUCCACUAUCAGGGUGCAACUGCACUAAUGUCAAGCACCAGUCGUGUGCUCCAGUUCUCGGCUUACACUUUCGACGCCAGCAUUGAAGAGAUCUUUACCACCCUCGCCUUUGGGGGUACUGUUUGUGUACCAUCCGAGUACGAAAGGAUGAACAAGCUUCCAGAGUUCAUGAAGGCACAGAAAGUGAACUUCGCCGACAUGACACCCACGGUGGCUGGUCUUCUUAACCCCGACGAAAUUUCCCUGGCUACUUUGAAUCUCGGUGGUGAGGCCGUCCCCCAGAGCCUAGUUCGCAAGUGGUCUAGUCGCACAAAUCUGGUUAUCACCUAUGGGCCAUCCGAAUGCUCUAUUGCGUGCUCUGGAAUGCUGGUUGAGACGUCAGAGCUCCCAGACGGCGCCCUUGGAAAACCAGCAGGCUCUUUGAUGUGGAUUGUCGACCCAAAUGAUCCCAACAAGCUCGCUCCCAUUGGCUGUGCUGGUGAGAUCCUCAUUGAGGGGCCAUUACUUGCCCGCGGAUAUAUCGAAUCAGGCCAGACCAAUCAAGCCUUCCUCAUGAACCCUUCGUGGACGAAUUUCGUGCGCAUACCCGGCGUGCAUUCAGGCCGCCGCAUGUACCGCACUGGGGACAUGGCUCGCUAUAACUUGGAUGGAUCCCUUAUUUUCCUGGGCCGUAAGGAUUCGCAAGUCAAGAUCCACGGCCAGCGAAUUGACCUGGGGGAAAUUGAACACCAUCUUCUACGUGAGUGUAUUGGCCAGGCCACUGUGCUAAUUCCCAAGCAGGGAUUCUGGAAGAAUAAGUUGGUUGCUGUCUUUGCGCCUGGGAAUUCACAAAAACAGCCGAAUCAAAGUCUUGAAGUUCUGACGACACCUGAGAUGGCUCCACUGAUCAGCGAGCUACGUAUAAAGCUACAGGAUCAUGUGCCUGGUUAUAUGAUGCCAAGGGCGUGGAUUCCUAUGGUUGCUUUGCCGGUGACGCCUAACGGCAAGCUUAACCGCCGUCAGAUACUGACACACUUAGAGUCAAUGGACGUGGGAGCCUGUGAGCGAGUUGUGCUGCUUGAACGAGUACUAGUUCCGGCCUCCCCUCUGAACGCAGUUGAGAAGCAAUUUAUCUCAGUCUGGGCAGUGGUCUUGGCUAUUCCAGAGGCUAUGGUAGAUAUUACGCAGCCCUUUUUCCGACUGGGUGGUGACUCUAUCUCUGCUAUGCAUGCGGCUACUCAACUACGGUCCCAAGGGAUACGUAUUUCAGUACAUGACAUUCUCCGCUAUCGUACAAUUGCUGCCCUCGCGGAACUUGUGGCUCAUACCGCACAGACAACGCCCUCCUUGUCACUUCAUGGCGUAAUUGAAGCCAAUGAAACCAAGGAUACUCCAUUCCCACUAACACCUAUUCAAACAAUGUAUUUCCAGGCACAUCCAGUGGGCGAGAAUCACUUUAAUCAGAGCUCCCUUCUCAAGCUCAGGCAUACAAUUACUCCGACUCAAGCAUUCACAGCUCUCAUGACGCUCGUGCAACAUCAUUCCAUGCUCAAUGCACGGUUUGCAGUCAACAGUAGCGGGGUAUGGUCCCAAACCAUCGCUGGUGAUACUUCGCAGUCGCUGCAUUUUACAUCUUCUGUCUUGACCAGCUUUGAGGAUGCCAAAGCCUUGCUUUCCUCCAGUCACACUGUCUUGGAUAUCCAGCAUGGUCCGCUCGUGGCUGCCAGUCUGAUCAGCGUCAACUCAGACACGACAACAGACCAGUUCCUUUACAUAGUGAUACACCAUCUCAGUGUCGAUUUAGUAUCGUGGCGCUUUAUUCUUGAAGACUUGGAGAAGGUGCUUCUCGAUCAACCCCUUGGUCCCAAGCCGUUGUCUUUCCAGGCCUGGGCGAUAGCUCAAGACGCAUACGCAAAACAGAACCUCCUUCCAGACAACGUUUUGCAUUUCAACAUUCCCCAACUUGAUGAUCAGCAAAAUUACUGGGGAAUGGCUGCCAGACCAAAUGUAUAUGCCACAGUCAUGGAGUCAAAGUUCACUAUCGAUUCAAACACCACAUCACUCCUUCUUGGAAACGCCAAUGACGCCCUACAAACUGAACCUAUGGAAGUAAUCUUGACACUCCUGCUGUUCACUUUCAGUCAAACCUUCCAAGAUCGUGAUCUACCAGCCAUCUUUUGCGAGGGCCAUGGUCGUGAAUCUCCGCUUGAUGCAGACCUUUCUAGGACUGUAGGCUGGUUCACGACCAUGUUUCCUAUUUGGAUUCCCAAUAUUGACAGCAAUGGCCCUCUUGGAUCCCAAUUCAUUCAGGCCCUGCGGCUAGUGAAAGACUGUCGUCGUUUGCUGCCAGGAAAAGGCUGGCAAUACUUCACAUCACGCUAUCUCAAUGAAAAGGGCCGGAUGGAAUUCUCUGGGCAUGAUGAUGCAGAAAUUCUUUUCAAUUUCUUCGGUUCGACAAGUCUUAAGACUCAGCGCUAUGAUAUCCUGGAGGAAACUUCUUUUGAUGGCGUAUCUCACGUCAACCACAACUCUCCAAGAUCAGCGCUGUUCGAGAUUUCCGUCAAUGUUCAAUCAGAGAAACUCUGCUUCAGCUUCCAAUACAGCAGAGAAAUGAACCAUCAGUUGGGAAUCUCAUCUUGGAUAGAUCGUACCCGAAGCUUGGCUGUUGACGCUGCCAGAUUGCUGGGGCAAACCCCGUCAACUUCGACACUGGCGGAUUACCCCCUCUUGGGUUUAAAGGAUUAUUCUGCACUCGAUAUCCUAGUUGAGGCGUUCAAAUCUCAGCUAGACAUUUCCAGCUGUGACACAUUCCAGACGGUCUAUCCAUGUGCGCCGAUGCAAGAAGGCAUCCUACUGAGCAGAUCACGCAUAGCAGGCGUGUACAAUGUGCAAACCAUUUGGAGGGUCACUCCCUCGUCUUUCGGCGACAAUGUGAAUCUUAACCGCCUGAAAGCAGCCUGUACUCGUGUUAUCUCUCGCCAUGAUAUAUUGCGAACACAUUUCGUGGAGCAUCACCGAAACCAAUCCGCCUUUGUCCAAGUGGUGAUGAAAGAAGUCAUUCCUCCGGUCAAAGUGGUCAAGUUUAGCAGUGUGACUGACCUAGAAGCCGAGUCGAAUGAAGCAAUUUACCGAGUCGGCAGUUUGCCCUACUUGUUUACAAUAUGCCAGACCACCAAUGGAGAUGUCUACUUACGUCUUGACAUUAACCAUGCUCUCAUUGAUGGCACAUCAACUCAUGUUCUCAUUCGAGAUCUUCGGCGUGCCUACGAUGAACAGCUCCCUGCCAUUGGCCCUGUCUAUGGUGACUUCAUAUCACACCUACACGCACUCCCUAGCGAGGAUUCUUUGGCUUUUUGGACCGAGCAUCUUACUGGCUUGACGCCAUCCCACUUCCCUCAGCUUACCGGACUUUCUUCCAACGAGAAUUCAUCCUUCAAGAUGGUCAAAGUUGACCUGACACAAAAGAUGAGGGUCGAUCUGCAUGAAUUCUGCAAGAAGCACAGUACAACAUUGGCUAAUGUCAUGUCCACCGUAUGGGCGCUAGUUUUAUCGUGCUUUGUGGGAACUGACUCUUCUACUGUCACCUUUGGAUACUUGGCAUCUGGAAGAGGUCUUCCUAUUUCUGGCGUUGAUGACAUAUUAGGCCCACUGAUUACCAUGAUAGUUCGCAGAACUGAGAUUGAGCCUGAUUCAACUGUGCUAAAUAUGAUCAGCAAUAUGCAGGAAGAUCUUACGCGCACCUGGCCACAUCAGCACUGUUCACUCGGCGACAUUUACCAUGCUUUAAACCUAAACGGCAUCCCUCUGUUCAACACUAUCGUGAAUAUGCAGAGAGAAGUUUCCGGUAUCGAAGCUGACCAGGCAUCGAUCUCUUUUCAAGUCGAAACGGGACUUGAUCCUAGCGAGUAUGAUAUCUCCUUCAAUAUCCAGGAUGGCAAAGAUAUUCAGCUUUCAUUGGGGUACUGGAAUCACUGCAUUUCGGAGGCCCAGGCCAAUGUUGUUUCACGCACAGUGGGCGUAAUAAUCUCGUCAAUCCUCACAAAUCCACAUCGGCCAGUCUCCAACGUGGAUUUUGCUGAAAGCUAUGACAUCCAAACCAUCGAGAACUGGAACAACUCUGUCCCUGAGCCCAUCGAUCAUUGUAUCCAUCAUGCCAUUGAGCUUCAGGCCAAGCUCAACCCCGACUCGCCAGCCGUAUACUCCAUUGAUCCAAGUGUCUCUCUAUCAUACCAAGAGCUCAACAAUAUGGCCGAUAAUAUGGCACAGUAUCUCUCCACAUUGGGUGUUGGGCCGGAAUCACUCGUUCCUUUUUGUUUGGAUAAAUCACAUUUGACCCCAGUGACCAUGGUUGCUAUCUUGAAGGCUGGAGGAGCAUGUGUAGCUUUGGAUCCAUCUCAACCUCGCAUCCGACUUCAGGGCAUUAUCAGAGACUCCGGAGCAAACGUUAUUAUGUCGGCGCCCCAGUACAGGUCGCUUUUCUCUGAUCUUGUGCCUCACGUUGUGUCGGUGGAAGAAACUGGUUUCCACCAAGGCCUGUCUUCCCAUAAUAGUACAGGACCCACGAGUGCAGUUCAGUACAACAAUCCAGCCUUCGUUAUCUUUACCUCAGGGAGUACGGGGACUCCGAAGGGCAUUGUGGUCGAGCAUGGCGCUUUUUGCUCCAGUGCACGGUCUCAUGCUCCAGCGCUACGCUUAGGUCAACGUUCCCGGGUUCUCCAGUUUGCCUCUCACACCUAUGAUUUGAGUAUCGCCGAGAACUUGACGACACUUAUGGUAGGCGGGUGCAUCUGUGUGCCAUCCGAGUACCAAAGACUCAAUUGCCUAGCCGAUGCUAUCAAUGCGAUGCAAGUUGACUGGAUGUUCUUGACUCCCACAGUCGCUGCUCUUCUUCACCCUGAUGAUGUUCCAACUGUGAAGACAUUGGUUCUUGGAGGAGAGCAUGCUACACAAAAUAACUUUACAACAUGGGGCAGUCGGCCAGGUGUCUGUCUAAUCAAUAGCUAUGGCCCCGCCGAAUGCGCUAUCUGGACGAAUGCCAAUGUUCAAGUCCAGGCCAAUGCUGAUACAUCGAAUAUUGGGCCCAGGCUCGGAUGCUCUCUUUGGAUUGUUGACCCUCGUAACCACCACCGGCUUAUGCCAAUUGGUGCUCGCGGUGAGUUGGUCAUAGGAGGACCUACUCUUGCAAGGGGGUAUCUACACAACCCCGUGCAAACAGACGCCGUGUUUAUCCAAUCACCGGAUUGGUUCAAAGGAGCCUCGGGCAUUUCUCAAAGCUUAUACAAGUCUGGUGACCUGGCACGCUACAACCUGGACGGCACUCUCUCCAUUCAGGGUCGCAAGGAUACUCAAGUGAAGGUUCAUGGUCAUCGCAUUGAACUUGGGGAUAUUGAUCGCAAUAUUGCGCAGAUCCCUUCCGUUGAACAUGUCACUGUGCAGCUCCCAAGAUCGGGCCAUGCACAGGACCAGCUCGUAGCCUUAGUGUCGCUAAAUGAACUUCCACGCAGAUCAACCGAGAGCACCACACCACUCAAGAUCAUCACUCAUCCCGACCACACAAUGUUUGCCACCCCGAUUCUAAAUUCCAUUCGGUCGCAGCUUGAGCAACAGCUCCCGAGGCACAUGCUGCCAACUCUGUGGAUUAUCGUUGAACGGAUACCACUUCUCUCCUCUGGAAAACUUGACAAGCAAGCAGUCAAAGCUUGGUUACAUAGCCUGGAUCAGGAGACAUACAACCAAGCUCGGUCCCUCUCCCAAUUUGAGGCCGACCCUUCUUCGGCUUUGCCUGAGACUCCUACAGAAUUGGAGUUGCAGCAGAUUUGGGCAGAUGUGUUGAGAUGCCCGCUCUCCUCUAUUCCCAUGACGCAAUCGUUCCUGAGAGUAGGAGGUGAUUCCAUCUCCGCCAUGCAAGUGGUCUCUCGCGCGAGAGCCAAGGGCAUCAACAUUUUUGUUCAGGAUGUUCUAAGAUUGAAAACAAUUCGCAGCCUCGCUCGACAGGCUACUGAUGUUGGCACUAUCGCCAAGCCUGCUCAUCAGGUCAGCCGAUAUGAGCUUCUUACAUCCAAAGGCGAAGAUUUGGACCGAUGCAUUGCCGAUUGUGUGUCCCGUCUAGACCUCAAAGACUCUUCUGUCAUUGAAGAUAUAUUCCCUUGUUCACCUAUGCAAGAGGGCAUUCUGAUCAGCCAGGCUAAAACUCAUAGCAACUACCAGGUGAAAGCGCUGUUCAAGGUUUUGGUUGAGCCAACACAUUUGGUAGAUUCGGACAAACUGGAGCAGGCAUGGGCUCUGGUUGCACAACGGCAUCAAGCUCUUCGUUCUGUCCUUAUCGAAGGCGCUGCUGGACAGGCCAAUUUCCUUCAAGUGGUCUUAAAAGAGGUUACUGUUCCAAUUCGAAGGCUAGACUGUGACUCGGUAGAGGACUUCAGAGGUUUGUCUGAAAUCAAUGCAUAUGCAGAAGAUGGACCCCCUUACCGUGUUUCCAUAUUUAAGACCCAACACAAUGAGGUCUACUGCCAGUUGGCCAUCAGUCAUGUUCUCGACGAUGGCUCCUCGAUGCAGGUCUUGAUACGCGAUAUCUGUCUGGCAUACGACAACAUGCUUCCUGCAGGGCCCCCUCCACUGUAUAGUAACUUCAUAUCAUACAUCAGGGGCCAACCUGCCGAAGCGAGUCUGGAUUUCUGGAAGACGUAUCUUGACGGCCUCGUGCCAACUCACUUACCGGCGCUGCAGAAGACGACAAAUGAAUCACCCCAGACUGCCGCCUUUGACUACAUGCUCGAAGGAGAAAAAGUGGCGAAAAUUCAUGCCUUCUGUGAAAGGUUCGACAUAACUGUGGCAGAUAUUUUCAAGACAGUCUGGGCUUUGAUUUUGGCUUCUUUCCUCGGGACGGAAUCAGUAUGCUUUGGUCAUCUCGCGUCAGGUCGCGAUACUCCCAUCCAGGAUGUCCACAACAUCGUUGGACCUCUUAUCAAUAUGCUGGUCUUCCGUGCCAAUAUUAUCAAAUCCACCAAGGUCAUCGAUUUGCUUCAGGAAGCGCACGAGGGGUAUAUCAAGGCACUCUCCCAUCAGUAUUCCUCGCUCAAGGAGAUCUCCCAUGCCAUUGGUUCUGGGCAAACAACUCUCUUCAACACGCUCGUCAAUGUCCAAAGAGCAACGUCGGACUUUUUCGCUCAUCAAGGUGAUCUUCCUGCUCAGCAAACAAUCACCCUUCGUAAUGUUGAUCUCGAUGAUCCCACCGAGUACGACUUGAGCCUGGGGGUGAUGGAAUCCAGAACGCAGAUCCAUGUUAUUCUGAACUAUUGGACCUCGUUUAUCAGCUCGGAGCAAGCAGCAUCCAUAGGGACAAUUGUUCUACAAGUCAUCGACCAGAUUGUGGCCGAUCCUUUCCGACAAGUUCGAGACCUUGACUUUUCUAAUGAAACCGAUAUGGCCUUACUUCACCAGUGGAACCCGGUCGUUCCAGCAGACACUGGUUGUCUACACAAACUUUUCGAGAAGCAGGUGGCUAAGAAGCCCUUCGAUGCCGUUGCUGUCGUGUCCGAUAAUAAGUGUCUAACCUACAAGGAGCUGGAUCAGAUGGCGAAUCAGUUAGCGCACCUCUUAUUUCAAAAGGGUGCUCGCCCGGAUACCAUCAUCCCCUGCUGUUUUGAGAAGUCCGUCUGGGCGAUUGUCGCGAUGCUCGCUAUAUUGAAGUCGGGGGCUGCAUGCCUUGCGCUUGAUCCCACAUAUCCCUUGGAGCGCCUGCAAAUGAUGAUCGAAGACACCGAAGCGUCAUUUGUUCUAACUUCUCCGUCACACACCAGUCUAAUGGCCGAUGUCAAAGUGGAAUGUCUAGUUGUUUCGUUCGAGGCUCUGAAUACCUUGGCUCACUUCGAAAGCUCUCAUGGGCCCCAGACAUCCGUUGCUCCUGAUAAUGCAGCUUUUGUCGUGUACACUUCCGGUAGCACAGGCACGCCAAAGGGUGCUGUCCUCGAACACCGCAACCUAUACGCAACAUCGCGUGGCCUGGAAUCUUUGAACAUGACAAGCGAGUCCAGAGUCGCACAUUUUGCUUCUUACGCGUUCGAUGUCAGUAUCGGAGAAACCGUUUUAGCAUUGACAAGAGGAGCCUGCGUAUGCAUAAUCUCCGACGAGGACCGACUAGGAGAUCUAUCAGGGGCAUUCAACAGGUUACAGGUGACCUGGACAAUGUUGACACCAACCGUGCUGCGCAUGUUGGAACCCCAAAAUGUCCCAAAUUUGAGAACAGUUGUUCUGUCAGGCGAGCUUCUCACUGAUGACAUAGUGGCCAAAUGGCACGAAAAGGUGGACUUGUUCAACGCAUAUGGUCCGUGUGAAUGUGCUAUCACCUGUUGCGCUACAGAGCAACUAAAGGCUGAAGAUCGUGGCGUGAAUAUUGGACGGCCUUGGCAGUCGAAUCUCUGGGUCGUGGAUGCAGAAAAUCACCAUCGUGUUGUUCCCAUCGGUGCCAUUGGCGAGCUUUGCAUAGAAGGCCCUCUCGUUGGCCGUGGGUAUCUCAAGAACGCCAGCAAAACCAGCGCGUCGUUUAUUGAUGCAUCUUCGUGGUAUAAGGAUCAGAAAAGCUCAUCACGCCGCGCCUAUAAGACCGGUGAUCUUGCCCGUUGGAACGCAGACGGUACGAUUAGCUAUAUGGGUCGCAAAGACAACCAGACCAAGAUCCAAGGUCAACGAAUUGAACUCGGAGAGAUAGAGUACCAGAUAUCUGCGAGCGCGGGGCGUUCUGUCAAAGCUGUGGUCGCGACAGUGCCAAAGCACGGUAUUUUGAAGAAUCGCCUAAUAGUUCUCUUGGACCUUGAAGACUGGCAUUCAUCGGUGCAAUCGAACACUGCCGUACCCUUCAUUCAAGACGAGCCUCUUCAAUCGCUGGCACUGAAGUGUAUUGCUGAGAUUAAAGCCUCUGUGAAGAAGAACUUGCCCCGGCACAUGGUUCCCAGUCUUUGGUUCCCUGUUCAUCGAAUUCCCACUCUGAAAUCCGGAAAGACAAAUCGCCGUCUCAUCAGCGAAUGGUUUGAGGCCAUAGAUCAAGCAACCUACACAUCAAUAAUGGCUUCCAUUCAAGUAGCCUCCACUGCUAUACCGCCGUCUUCUGAGAUGGAGGAGACUUUACAGAAGAUCUGGAGCCAGCUCCUCAACUUGCCGAAGGAUAGCAUCAGCAUGGACCAGAAUUUCUUUGCUAUGGGCGGAGAUUCUGUGCUCGCAAUGCAAUUCAUCGCCCGCUGCCGAGCCCAGGGAAUUACCACCUCGUUGGUGGAUCUCUUCCAGCGGGGUACUAUUGCUGCUCUGGCCCCCUGCUGCACACAGAGCAGUUCGACAGAUUUCUCCAACGACCCGACUUUGUCUCUGGUUAACCAGACUAGCGUACAGGAGGACGAUGCUGUGCUGGAGGACUCAUCCAAAGUUGAAAACAUCUACCCUUGCACCCCCAUGCAAGAGAGUAUUUUGGGCGCUCAAACGAAGCUGAAGAACUCAUGGUACGCCAAUUGGGUGAUGGAGGUGCAUCCGUCGUCAGCUGAUUCACGACCAAUCGAGAUGGACGAGGUUGCAAAGGGCUGGCAGAGAGUUGUCAAUCGCCAUUCCGUCCUACGUACUUUCUUCCAGUCUGGAUCCCAGUCGAAGAAGCUCUAUCAGAUAGUACUGAAGGAGUUCAACGCCCCGAUCUCUUACAUUACAUCAACCGCUCCUGAUUCUGUUAAUCCGUUUGAUCUCACACCGGAGAUUCCCGAGGAUGGUAUCCCGCCCCAUCGAUUGGUACUCGCCAAAACCUCCUGUGGAACUGUAUUGCUACAGCUACAAAUCAGCCACGCUAUCUAUGACGCAAUUUCGCUCUCUGUGCUGUGGCAUGACCUUCAGGUAGCAUGCUCGGGAGACCUAUACAAAUCACCGGCACCGUCCUACAGAACCUUCAUCAAAUACCUCAGUGGUCUAGACAGACCGUCAGCAAUCAAUUUCUGGAAGAAGCACUUGGCAGCUAUUCAACCAUGCCAAUUCCCAUCUCUACUCGAGCCCAGCCUACCUACCUCCCAACAGACUCUUGGAUCAUUCGCGAGUGCUAUUGUCCCCUUUGAAAAGACAAAGCAGGCUCGAGCAUUCUGCAAACGUCACGCCGUAACGACAGCCAACUUGUUCCAGGCCGCUUGGGCCCUUGUUCUCCGCUAUUUCACAGGCAUGGAUAGCGUCUGCUUUGGAUUCAUGUUAUCGGGACGAGACGCGCCCAUCCCGGAAGUCAACUCGGUGUUGGGACCUUUCAUCAAUCUAAUGCCCUGUAUGGUCAAACCUGGUCAGGAGACAAGUCUUUCAACCAUAUUCCAGGACUUGCAGGCGGAUUUUGCUGAGGUGUUAAUGAACCAAAAUUGCUCCAUUGCUGAUAUUGAAGCUUCAUUGGGAAUGAAGAAGCCUUUGUUCAACACAUUCCUUAAUAUGCAACGUGUCGCAAGACAAGCGCCGUACUCGCAAAGCAGUGUUCAAUUCCACGAGAGAAGCGGGUUAAUGACGGACGAGUAUUCGAUUUCUGUAUAUGUUGUGGAUGCGGAGGAGGGAAUUUCAAUCUCGUUCUGUUACUGGGAUUCAGUUCUCUCUUCAUUCGGUGUCGAAAAGGUUUCCAGCGCUCUGUUACAAGCACUAGAUCUUCUUUUCGAAAGCAACCCGGACGACUCGCUCUCGAAACUCUCCCUUGAUUAG